Messenger RNA from Zea mays, 5948 nucleotides. RefSeq names its product protein TIFY 11b. Gene Ontology annotation, biological process: response to wounding; regulation of jasmonic acid mediated signaling pathway; regulation of defense response. Gene Ontology annotation, cellular component: nucleus. The record is from RefSeq and is a predicted model, not a curated record. The coding region runs from base 2386 to 2940 and encodes 184 amino acids. Lineage: Eukaryota; Viridiplantae; Streptophyta; Magnoliopsida; Poales; Poaceae. The transcript is spliced from 17 exons.
GCGACCAGGAACUAACGAUCCUGGAGGGUGAACUUAUAGGCAGGAUGGCUGGUAAGGGGUGGACAACAGGUUUGGUUGUGUUGCACCGUUUCGCAGAACGGGAAGAAAAGGUAUGGGACGUAUGUGCGUCUUGAGGUAGUAAUUUAUAAGGGCGUGGAGGGAGUUUGUUGAAUUCUGUUACCGUCGGAGUCGGACUCUAUCUCUAUCUCCAAAAGUCCGUUCUAAUCUAAUCUCUUCGUGCGUCGUCCUAAUCAGCGCGAGCCGCAGCCCCCGCUGACGCGAAUCGCGACCUCCGCGCGACCCUCCGCUGACCCGGUCUCCCUGCCGCCUGGAGCGAUGAAACCGCACCCUCGCGCCCAAGCCCAGACUCAAAACUCAGCCAAACCCUUCGCAUCUUCCUGUGGUGGCGUCCUCCUCCAACGUUGGUCCGUGUUUGUCUCCAUGGCGCUCUCGAAUGCCUAAGCCAAGGCCGACCGCGUCGAGCUGGUGCUGCAGGUGCUCGACGAAACGCCCCGCAGGACCGAGUUCUCGUAGACCAUGCUCGUCGAUUCUCUGGCGAGGGCCGGCCGACAGCACGACGCAUUCUGCCUCUCCGCGGAGAUGCGGGCCUCCAGCGUGGCCUGCGACUCCCACGUCUGCGUAUGUCACUACGGGAAGAGCUACAUAUUCAUCGUAAAUUAUGUGGAAAGGAUGUACAAGCAAGCUGCCCUUGUGCAGACAGACUCAGAGGUGUAGAGAAGACAUGGUGUCCGCUGAGGAUUGCAAGAUCCAUUGCUGCAUAGGCUGAUGUAUGCGGCACACCAUCAGGAGCAGACUGAUCCCGCACACAUAAGGUCAGGUACCCUCUAGAUUAGCAGAAAAAACUUAAACUUUUGGUCUUCUUCCUUUGAUUACGAACAAAUAUAAUAUAUUUUUUUCUGUAAAUUUUUUUAUAUUAUUGAACUUAUUAAAAUUUGUUCUAUAUCAUGUGGUCUCAGUGCACGCUUUGCGGAUUUUAUCCUGGGAAUUCUGAAUUUGGCUUGCCCUUUGCGGAUUUUCAAGUGGUGUGUGCUAUUUGUGGAUAGGUUUGGUGCUGCGAACAGAGUGUUAGAACCAAAUUCUUGUCAGGCUAAACCGAUUUAUAUCAUAGAUGCAGGUGAUUUUUUUCUUAUGAUUAUGAUCUUAAAUGGGAUUUAGUUGGACCGUGCUAUUCUGCUAUAACUGUAAAGUUAGGGUGCCGAAUAGUUGAUGCACCUGCUUCAUCAUCUAGAAAAAAGAAAUAAAGGAGAUUUUUGACGAGUUUCAUUUUUUAUGGAACCUUCGUUGGUGGCUCGAGCAACAUAUAAAGGCGAUCAUCACUUCCGAUGAGUUGAGUUUUAUUGCUUACUAUUUCCUUCCUUCCGAUUCUUAGCUGCUAGGAGCUUUCAAGUUGUUCCCUCCCAUAAUCUAGAGUAAUUACAGAUCUGUACACGUUAUAUAAGCAACUUCCCUUAUGCAAACCUGGAUGAUUAGUUAUGUAUAUAGAAUUUUGAAGAGAAAAUAUAUUUUUUCGAAUACAGACUUUGUUCUGCCCUCGAAUCCUCCAUUUUAAAUAGCAGCUUGAUGUACUAGUUCUCACGCCAUGCUGCUAUAAAAUAAUUGGAAGGCCAUAGUUUAUUUGAUUGCCAUAGCCCAAAGUUUCACUUCCAUUGCCAUGGUUGAGUGAUGAAUUUCCAUGAUGCUCCUAUGGCGUAAAACAAACUAAAAAAGGUCGUCAUUAAUCAUUGUUGGAGUUGUGGUAAAACAUAUAUCAAAUCAUUUGGUUCAUGUGAACUGAUCUAGAAACCACGUUCUGUAUCAGCAACUCAUCGCACAAGGCUGACUAGAGAGCAACUGUAAGCUUACCACAAACACUAAAAGCCUUCUUCCAACUGGUAUGACAGUUCCACUUGGCUUCUCCCUAUGUGUGUUUCAAAUCAAAAUGUGCAAGAGACACACCCAAUUGAAGACCCAUCCAUGGUGCCUAAAACAUUAAUAAAUGCUUAUGUAGUUCCAAACCUCACAGUAUAAUAUAGCAAGCUGAUUGCAGUUAACUUACCACUGAGAGGGCAUUUUUUGUAACGGUCGAUGGUGCCUGGCACGAUAUCUUACUACUUAUUAAGACAACAAAGGUAGUCUGCCUCCCUCGUUCUGCCGUUCUGCCGUUAAUCGAUCUGGACCGUCCGUGACACGAUAGCCGCCCACGCCAGCCGCUUGCGAUCCAUCCGCCCGCGCUCCGUGUGUCCUCCCACCCCCUUUCGCACGCGCAACAUGGCUCCCUCUGCCCUCUCCCGUUCGCAGUUCUCCUCCCAAUACGCACGCUAACAACUGCUCCCUCCACCUCCACCUCCACCUCCGGGCGCCCCGGCCGCCACGACCCUGAGCCUGAUGCCUGGCGCAGACGUCGGCGCGGACGAGCAGCAGGAGCCGGCCGCCGCGAGGGCCGAGGAGAUGCCCGAGCCUGCCCCCGCCCCCGUCGCGCCGCCGCCGCUCACCAUCUUCUACGGCGGCACGGUGGUGGUGUUCGAGGACUUCCCGGCGGAGAAGACGGCCGAGGUCAUGCGCCUCGCGGCCGGCGACGACCUGCCCAUCGCCCGGAAGGCGUCGCUGUCGUGGUUCCUGGCCAAGCGCAAGGACCGCCUCGUCGAGCGCGCGCCCUACGCCCGCCCGUUGUCCCCCGCGAAGGAGCCGGAGAAGAAGACGAAUGAGCACCCUAAUCUCUGUUCUCCUCGGUUCCCGCGUGUGUGGAAAAGCAGCGGGAUGGCCUAUGACCCUUUAAGAACUCAUCUAGAGCGAAGAGCAGCUGAGCAGUUGGAUAUAUUCAAGGAAAUGGUAUCUUUGCGUGUAUUUGAGAGGAUUUUUAGUGAACUCCUAUACUGUGAGCACUGGACUACACAUUAUGUUUUUUUGCAGGAUUACAAGUUCAUUCUGUUUUUCAGAUAGUUGGCUAUAUUGCUGACAGAUAGCUGGUUGCACAAUUACCUGUUGAUAAGGCGAUUGAACUGUGGGGUUUUAGCAGGGAGUUUGAAGUCCUAUUUGGUGCCAAGCUCCUAAACUGAGAAGGCACAGUAGGCACACAAGUAACUAUUGUUUCUAUGCUCCAAACUUAGAUGUUCUAAGCUCUCCAUGAUUAGGAAAUAUCUAUUGUUUCUGUGCACCAAAUCCAAGUUGCAGGUACCUCCAAGUUUUUAUUUAAUGUUGUUAAUCUACUUCAAUAUCGUCUAGCUACAAGUUGAUGUGAACCUAUGAUUGUGUUAUAUAGGGCUUCAAUCCUAGCAUUGGUCACGUGUUAUGACAGUGUGGUCGAGCAUGAGAUUUGAACCACUAAUUGUGUUAUGUCGAGCUUGUAUAAGCUAUCCUUUAUUAUCUAUCCUUAUUAUCUUCAGAUACAUGUGAUCAGCGAUCAUCUAUAGAGUAAUUUGAACUCUAUGUGCUGUAGACUUUUUACUCAUAACCUCCACAUUCCUAAACUUAUGUUUUUUAAGUUUGAGAUGAUGAUGUGCUUAUGUGAAGUUAAUGCUGACAACAAUACUAUUGGAUGGUAAGCUAAGAUAUUUCAUUUUCAACUAAUAUCAUAUAGAUACUUGGUUAAUUGAGAAUUAGUCAGUUGUGUAUUGCACAACUAAGAAGCAUACAAGUGUUUAUGCCUCUGAUAUGUUUGUCACCUUUUACUGGUCUAGAAUCGAUGAAAACAUUAGCUUUCUUAGCCAUAAGAGUUUUUUGUGCUUCCUUCUAUAUCACUAUUUGUUGGGAACUUUGCGCUUUUAACUAUGGUGGAGCAAUAUGGGCAUGUCGGCGCUACAGAAAGUUGUAGCAGCGGUAGUCCACGAUGUCAACGCUGAGGGCUGGGAUCGAGGAUUGGAGGGGUGAGAGGCGGGCCCGACGACGGUGGGGGUGGGCGUGGGCGUGGAGGAGUGUUCGGUGCUGCGGGAGGUGGUGGUGGCAGCGUAGUCCAUGGCCAUGAUGAUGUGUCUCCAGCUUGAGAAGGCCGAGGUCCAAAUGGAGCUCCACCAGUUCCACUGAGUUUUGCUUAAGUCUUCUGGAUGGCACACUCCUGUCGUACCACAAAUCAGAACCUAAUGCGUCAAUAGGCACCGUAGUUGAUAAUAAUAUCUGCCACCCAACAGAAUUUGAUUUCUUCGUGUGCAUCCAUGCUAGGGGCCAAGGGAACAAGCCGUCCUACGCAUUACCAUGUGCUACGAGAUGACAACAAGUUCACCGCAGAUGCUCUGCAGUCUCUAACAUAUAACUUGUGCUACAUUGCGCAGAUCAUCCAGGGCGGACCUAUAAGAUGUCAAGUGUGUACGCCCCAACAACCCACAGAUGCGGCUCGACGCUCUCCAUCGUCUGGUAUACCAGGAUAGGCUUCAAGAGAGGCUAAGAAAAUCUAAGUGUUUAGGACUUGAAGAGGCUGCAAAGAACAAAGGUUUUGACCUUGGUAACGAUGCACUCAUUGCAAACUGUUGAGGAGGAAUAACUAUUUGGCAGAUGCAGACAUGCAGUAGCUUCACACUUGGUUCAUCGGACAACAGUUCUUUGAACUGAGUAGAGUGGAAGGAAACUGAACCUAACACCCAUCCAUGACCCAGCUUACAUAUAGGUGGUUUUACUGGGUUCUGCAUCAGAUCCUCGCAUACAAGGUGACUUCACAAAUUUAGCCAAUAAGUUGUAUAGCCGAGUGAAGCUAUGUUUGACCUAUGCUACGACGAGCCACCAUCACAUUUGCAACAUGCUAAAGAGCAAAAUGACACCAAACUAAUGGAAAAUGUAAUCCAUGUUCUAUCAAGAUAUUUCUUACCGCUGCAACCAGGCACAACUGACAUAGUCUUCAGUCGAUGCCAUGCAGACGGACAUGGAGGUUGUGUUCGAGGUGCUGAAGAGCCUAGAGGACGUUGAGGAGCUGGACCCCGAGUGGCUGCAUGAUCCUCACAAGCUGCACACGUGCGUGGAGAAGGACACCUCCUUGUCGGACUCGUGCGGCGUCGACCCAUUCGGGCUGGUGGUGAUGGCGCCCGAAGGCAUGCAGAGCAGGAGCAGAUCACCGUAUUCUUCAGGGAGUGACCAGGAUCUCAGCUUCUCGAUCUAUGCUUCUUUGUGAUUUCUCUUCUAAUUUGUCUACCUCCUUUUUCUGCCCGCAGAUUGGAGCAAGAGCAAGGUGGUCAGAUCUAGAUCGAAAGUCAGUGAGACGAAAGCCGUUUUUACCUCACUGGUCAAGCAACACUAUUCACUCUUUGAUGCAACAUGGGAAGCUUUAUUUCCUGAAGCACUAGCUGGGAAGUCAGUGAGACGAAAGCUCAUGAGGGCAGGUCCAAGGGCACUGAUCUUCCCAGCACCUGCAAACGCUACCUCAGCAACCAUGCGCCUCUUGAAGAUCACCUGGGCAGAGCUGGCACUGUUUGCAACAUCUGCCUUCACUUCAUUGACAUGACCGUAUUGGCUAAAGAUCUUGAUAAGGUCACACUUUGUAGGAUAAAUGCAUGGUCUGCUGAAGUGCAGCACCAGAUUUUCUCUCUGCUGAAGACCACAUGCUGCUACAGAGAGCUGCCAUAGCAUUUCUCCACAGAUGCAAGCCCAACCAUUCUGUUCUUCCAAUAAAAUACUGGUAUGGUGAGAGUGAUGGUUAUCCUUCUCAGAAAGGGAGAGAUCAAGAAAGAUGAGAUAUAAAUUCAUAUGCUACCAGAACAAGAAAGAUGAGAGCGGUUGGUGGCCGAGACUCCUAAAAAAGGGACCUGUGUUCUUGAAGGUUGACUGGACAAAUGGUAUGACGAGGAUGUCGAAGAUGUUGGAUGUUAGAAUUUCACUUUUGGUUGAUUAUGUUUUUUCUUAUGCACCUGACAAAUCUAGAUAUGCAACCAGACAUGCUUUAUUCUUGUUCCUGUUUUGUUUUCCUUAUGUAUUAAUUCCUUAACUUGUAAUGCACAUGAUGUUUUCCUUAUGUAUUAAUUCCUUAA